This is a messenger RNA of Zasmidium cellare ATCC 36951, 363 nucleotides long. RefSeq lists its product as uncharacterized. The transcript has a single exon. The coding region runs from base 1 to 363 and encodes 120 amino acids. The record is from RefSeq and is a predicted model, not a curated record. NCBI's taxonomy places the organism in Eukaryota, Fungi, Ascomycota, Dothideomycetes, Mycosphaerellales, Mycosphaerellaceae.
AUGCAGGCUUUCUACGACGUGAUUCCGUACGUGUACAGCAACACUGCGCCGAACGAGAUUGGUCUGCGGGAGUCUGUCGUGGAGGUCUGGGCGGGCGCGAGGAAGUUUGUGCAUGAGGCUGCGGAGAAGGGGAAGUGGUUGGAGUUGGUGGAGAGGUUUCCGGAGCUCGGGGCGGAUAUGAUUACGGGGUUGGUGGGGGAUGUUGAGAUUGGCGGGGAGGGUUACGAUGCUGUGAGUUGCUGUGGUGUGGCUGGGGAUGAUGAUUGGGCGGUGGACUUUACGGAUCGUGGUGGUUGGGCGAGGGAAGAGAAUGAUGAGUCGGAUGAUGAUGAGAUUGAGUAUCCUGAACUGAUUGAAGUCUGA